UCGAGGGAAGUGGGCGGAGUUACGGUGGAGAGUGGGCGGACACGCGCACCGUUCCAUUACACGGCUCCGUUUCUCCCGGUCGCGCUCAGUGCAGCAGGAUCUGAGGAAACUCUCGGUACUCUCCCGUCUCUCGGAUACUUUACGGUCCCACAGACGGAGCUCCAAUCACUCGUUCCGUUUGGAACCGAGGACUCUCCCACGUUUUAAGAUGAUGUUGAGUCUCGGUUUGUUCGUGUCUCUGGUGGGUUUGACGGUGUCCGUUACCGACAGCAGUGAUGGAAACCCGCUGGACAAUGAUAAGUGGAUGAGCACCGUGUCCCAGUACGACAAGAGCAAAUACUGGAACAAAUUCCGCGACGACGAUUACUUCAGAACCUGGAAUCCAAACAAAGCACAAGACCAAGAAAAUGCACCAAACCAACGAUCCGAACUGAACCAUAAAUCACACUCAAAGACCAAGAGCAGAACCACUGAUGGACUGGACAGCACUAAAGACCCCUGCAUGAAGGUUCACUGUCCUCCUCACAAAGUGUGUGUGAGCCACGACUACCAGACCGCCAUCUGCACCAAUCACAAACCAGCUCAGCACAGUGUUAAAGCCAGGAAAGGAAAUAUCCCCCACAAGCGUUGGAUGGGAGCUGUGAAUCAUGGGAAAUGUAGGCCAUGUCCUGUUGUUCACUCCAGUUUGGUGUGCGGUUCUGACGGACACACAUACGCCUCAAAGUGUAAGCUGGAGUUCCAGGCCUGCAGCUCCGGUAAGAGUCUGUCUGCGAAGUGUGAGGGUCCAUGCCCCUGCCUGCCUGGACAGGAAGCCAUUAAACCACACACAGAGAAGAACGGCUGCACUGAUGCUGAUCUGAGAAGUUUAGCCUCCAGACUCAAAGACUGGUUCGGGGUUUUACACACAGAUGCAAACCGAGACCUGAAGACCAGCACCAGUGACACUGCACAAGGACGUUUCGACACAAGCAUUUUACCCAUCUGUAAAGAUUCUCUCGGCUGGAUGUUCAACAAGCUGGACAUGAACUAUGACCUUCUGCUCGACCAGUCAGAGCUCAGCGCCAUUUACCUUGAUAAAUACGAGCUGUGCAUGAGGCCGCUGUUCAACUCCUGCGACUCUUUCAAAGACGGAAAACUCUCCAACAACGAGUGGUGCUACUGCUUUCAGAAGCCCGACGGCAUGCCGUGUCAGAACGAGAUGAACAAGAUUCAUUCUCAGAGCCGAAGGAAGACUCUGUUAGGAGUGUAUGUACCCCGCUGCACUGAGGACGGUUAUUUUAAGGCCACUCAGUGUCACGGCAGCACCGGUCAAUGUUGGUGUGUGGACAAAUACGGCAAUGAGCUCGCAGGAUCCCGCAGACAGGGCAACCCUACCUGUGAGGAGGAUCAGGAGACAUCUGGAGAUUUCGGCAGCGGCGGCGGCGCAGUCAUUCUACUGGACGACCAAGAGGAGGAGGAGUCUGCACAGAGUGGGCGGAGCCGACAGAAAGAGAGACGGGGUCGACUCCACCCCCGCGGGGCCAUCGAAGACGACGAAGACGGAGAGGACGACGAGUUUGGCUACGUCUGGUAGCUCCGCCCACCCAUCUUCCGCUAAUUAACCAGGGACCCAUGUUAAAAAAUGCACAGUUCUGAAGCCAUUCCAGCUCCGCCCCCUUGGACACACACACACGCCUCCUUUUCCCAGCCCCGCCCUCAUUCUGGAUCUGAACUCAUUCAUUCUCUCUGUCUUUCUUCAGCCUCCUCCUCAUGUUCUGUCCUCUGUUUUCCCUCUUUAUUUCAAACUCCCGCUCGCUCUUGUGUUCUAGACGCCUCUUGUGGGCUCUAGAUGGUAGACGUGCAUGACAAGAUCGUUCAGGCUUCUUAACACUUCUACAUAAGGUCUUUUUAAACAGGGGUUAGGUCUCGUGGCAGUAUGCAUGAACGCCACUGCAGAAAAUGCAGAAGAUGAUGUCUGAGAUCUUCAAGGGUGAGGAUCAGGUGGGCUUAAAGUCAAACGCGCACUACAAGACUGAAGCUCAUCAAUGAUUCAUGUCAUAAAUCUGCCACUGGAGGAUGGAGAUCGAAGGGAAAUCACAGCGCAUAUGUUCUGUUUGCAGGGAGACAUGUUGUUAAUAUUUACAGAUGCUACGAUAAUGCUAGAUUUAAUCGCAUCAGAAAACAGCAACGGCAAGCUAAUGAAAGAAUGCAAAUAGAGGAUUUUAAAAUUUGAUUUAUUUUCUUUCAUGGUUCCUUUAAUUGUUAAAAUGACCUUCCUCCCUGAGGUUUUUGUCUCUUGUUGACGAAUGAAGAAUUUGUGGACUAUAAUCCUGCUAGUGAAACAUGGAGAAUGUGAUAAGUCGAAUAUAGUGCACAACACAAGAAACUACCAACCCAGGCUCAUUCUGAAAACGUAGUCCUGUGGACGUUUCUGGAGACCACUGAAUACGUCCUGGGAGGUACGUCAUUUUGCAGUUUUUGUUUUCACAAAUCCACAAGAGGCCAAUGCGUGCGCCUUUUCGUAUCUCAAAUUUCUCUCGCGAGUGCCGUUCGCGCCUGCUGUUCUCACGUAAACCCACCAGAGGCCGCUGUCGGCCGAGCGUCUGUCAGACUGGCUGAAUGACUGGAUGACUGACUAGCUGGCUGAUCGAUCGACAGACCCACCCUCCUCCUUCCCUAAACCCAAACAAUUUUAGCGAUUGACCCGCCCACCCACUUACUUCCCUAAAACCCAACCAACGAUUUCCAAAGCCGUCCAGAAAAAGAAAAGCCCUCGUCUGAUUUUUUUACCACGUUUUCGGAUUUUACCACAUUCUUACCAUGUUAUUUUUGGAUUCUGUUUAUGUCUUACCUGAUUUCGGGAACCGCUCUUCCCUGGACUUGAACCCCGUCGUCGUGGUCAUCUCCUCUCUAGGUCUCAAGUCCGCCAACAUACACAACGAGCUAACUGGACAAACUGGUUGCGGCGGGAAAGCCCUCCACACGGGGUAAGCUGUCAGCCGGUAAGCACGAAAAGGAACGGCGUCACACCGCCCCCUAGCGUUCGUUUUAAAAAAAAGGAAAUGCAGCCAUACGUACUGCCGGCUACAUAAUUCGCGGUCUCCAUCCGCGGGACUACGUUUUCAGAAUGAGUCUGGGUUGGGAACUACAGUACGUCUGUAAAGUGUGAUGAGCUUCAGUCAGGUUGUGCAUGAUUGACUUGAUAUUGUUUUCACAUCUGUUCACAAUUACUGCGAUUGUAAAAUCUGCUUUGUUUUUUAUUGACCUUAUUCAGCGAUUCGGAAGUGCAACGUUGUUUUAAACACCAACCUAAUUUCACCAAGUAGGACAUGUUCCUUGAUUAACAUCUUUGUUGAUCCUGGAAUAACAUUCUAAUCAGCCUAUCAGAAUUAAGGGAUAGGCUUACGGUUAGGUUUAUGCACUUGUACAUGAUUGUUAUCCAACUAUUAUUCCCCUCUGAUUUGGGGAAUAUUUUACAGUUAUGAUUGGGUUUAGGGAUAGUGAAAUAUAUAUUCAAAAAGGCAACAACACCAACACCAAUUUAUUAAAUUAAAAAGGCUGAAACAAGGCGUGUAACGUUUCGAGCACAUGGCUCUUUCUCAGACAGUGUUCAUCACAGUAUGUUGCUCCUUUUUGUACACUUCCAGAUCACAUGAUCUCGCACAUUAUCUCACAACAAGAAAAAUAGAAAAAAUACCUAUUUAUAAAUUGUACAACUUAGAUAUUCUAAGCGAAAAUACAGAAACAACCCCUAAUGUUACAUCACAAAAUAAAGAAAACAUAACACAAUAUAACAAGGAAACACAAUUAAAUAAUACACCAAAAUAUAUUUCAAAAUAUAGCCAAAAAAACCUUUAUCCAGACACCUAAUUAAACAUUAAAGAAAAACACGAAUAUCAGACUCCUCAUUUAAACCUCUUGGAGACGAUGUAUCAAGAGUGAAAAUCCAAAAGGCUGCACGUUGUAACCAACACAAUGUCACAAUUCGUAACUUUUUGAUUUAGUAGCUAAUUCGUAUAAAUUCGUACAGUCUAAUUCAUACAAUUUAGUACGAUUUACUCAUCCGCCAAUAAUUGUUGGGUUUAGGGGUGGGGUUUAGGUGCCACGCCUCCUUUUUAAAAUCGUACAAUUUCGUACGACUGAACUCGUAUGAAUUCGUACGAAUUCGCCACUAAACUGACAAAACGUAAAAUACUUACGUUUUCUCGUGAGAUCAGGCUGUUGUAACAGCAAUUUAUGUAGCUCUCCCCCCCCCAACAUGGACAACUUCAAUCCCUAUGUAUUGUAGUACUGAGAAAUGCUGCUUUUAUUGAUAGGGAAUAGGUAUGGAUUACAUUUUCCAACAAAUAUGAUGUUUCAGGAUCGACAUAGAUGUUAAUCCAGGAUCGCAUCGUACUUGGCAAAAUCAUCACGUGCUGUUUUAAAACUUCCAAUUUAGUCGCCUGUGGGAGAAAUGACUAUAAAUAAUAAACGGCAGAAAACGGUCAGACUACCUGAUCUACAAACAAGUGUGUUCAUGACUAUACAUAAAAAGUAGAAUAAUAUAAUUAGAAAAUAUCAGUUUGUAACAUCAAGAAGCUCAACGAGCUGUUUUAACAUCUAAAAAUGAAUGCAAGGGAACGAGAAUGGAAGUCUUGAACCAAAACGUUUGCAAUACCCACUUGUACCGGAAGAAUAAGGUCAACAGUGAAUCAAAAGUACUUUAUCUUACCUUUUUUAAUAGCUUUUUUUCAGUUUUAGUAUUCAUUUACUUGAGAUGCAGAAUGACAUCAAAUAUUAUCUUAACCCUGUUCACACUGUGAGAUUCAGCCUUGAUUUUGUUAUCUGAUACAAAUUUGGGAAAUCCUGAAAGAUUCCUAAAAUCCUAAGCUAAUAUCUGUGAUCGAUUAUCGUUGGUUUGACAUGUUCACAGACAGCCGCUUAAUGCCUGUUGCGAUCAGAUUUCCUCCGAUGAAGAUUUCAGAUUCAGCUGCGAUGACCGUCAAUCAAAGAACCAGGAGUGGGAGUGCUAGGAGUGCUAAAUAUGAUGACGCAAUCCAUGCGACAAUUCAAUAAAACAUUUUUUUUCUUCCUGGUUUUAUUAUUGAGACACGCCGUGUGAAAAAAUUGCCACUACAGAUUGUUUACGCUUGCUGUGAGGAAUAAUUUCAGAACACUACAGGUGGAUGAAGUCAAACUCAGAGGGAGUUUUCUUCCGUGUUUGCCAUCAUCGCAUCGCAGUUAAGUCUGACUUUAUGACAGUUGAGAUCUUUACAGUGUGACAUGGGAGCCAUGUUCGUGCAGUGUGACAUGCUACAAAUAUUUAAGGAUUGAAAAAAAAAAAAAUCGCACAGUGUGAGCCGGCCUUUAGUCUCGGAGAAAUGGAUCAAAAUGUAAUUUAUGCGUAAAUUGUUGUUUUAAUUAAUUAAUGAUAUUAAUUAAUGAUAAAUAGUUUUUGUUUCGAGAACUUCAGACUUCCUAAAUUUAAGUGUAAGAAUGUCAGAAAACACAACCUAACCUGUUAUGUUUAUUUAAAAGUUUUUUUGUACUAGAAAACAAGACAAA
This is a messenger RNA of Danio aesculapii, 5523 nucleotides long. It is a transcript of the gene spock1, whose product is annotated as SPARC (osteonectin), cwcv and kazal like domains proteoglycan 1. Gene Ontology annotation, molecular function: protein binding; calcium ion binding. The record is from RefSeq and is a predicted model, not a curated record. Bases 209 to 1573 code for a protein of 454 amino acids. NCBI's taxonomy places the organism in Eukaryota, Metazoa, Chordata, Actinopteri, Cypriniformes, Danionidae. The transcript has 12 exons.